Messenger RNA from Thermothielavioides terrestris NRRL 8126, 2239 nucleotides. RefSeq lists its product as uncharacterized. Gene Ontology annotation, biological process: asparaginyl-tRNA aminoacylation. NCBI's taxonomy places the organism in Eukaryota, Fungi, Ascomycota, Sordariomycetes, Sordariales, Chaetomiaceae. Gene Ontology annotation, cellular component: cytoplasm. The transcript has 3 exons. Gene Ontology annotation, molecular function: asparagine-tRNA ligase activity; nucleic acid binding; ATP binding. The record is from RefSeq and is a predicted model, not a curated record. The coding region runs from base 463 to 2211 and encodes 582 amino acids.
CGUUCCACGAAGAGAUAAGGCACGAUAUGCUCUUCUGUGAGAUCAUCAAGCCUCUCGACGGACAUGUAGCUCAGAAGCGAUGAUCCGAGCGAUAGACGGGAGGGUAUAGUAGAGUUCAUGGUUGUGCUGGCAAACCGCCGUGAUCGCCGGUCGGGGCGUUCCAAUGUUCGGUCUAAAUUAUGCGGCAUCGCGGACCCGUGGUGCCGGCCGCACGGUUGUCCGGGCGGACCCCUUAUCUCAUGCCUCUCCCUAUCUCAAACCCCUAAAACUGUCCGGAGGGGCACCGUGAGUCAUUGUCGUUUUGGGCUGCAAAAUGGCCGGAGUCGCUCAAUUGCCCCGCCAACUUUUUUUGCUCCCGAGUUGACCCCACCAAAUUCGGAACACCUGUCACGCUGCUGCUUCGCACAACCCCUCCUUCGACGAGACAACGAGCGAAUUGACUGCGCAGCAGUGCAAGACAAGAUGGCCGCGGCGCAGGACCUUGCCGACCGCACAAAGAGCGACUCAAAAUGCUACAUUGACCCGGCCGUCGGCAAGGAUGACGACUCCGCGGACGGCUCCGAGGCCAAGCCCUACCAGUCGCUCUACUAUGCCCUGCUGCAGCACCUCGACAAGCCCGCGCCGGUGUACCUCACGCGCCCGGCCGCGCCGAAGGAGGAGGGCGCCGCGCCAACCUGGGAGGAGCCGGCCAAGAGCGCCAUGAAGAAGGCGCUCGGCCGGGUCGACAUAUACAAGAAGAAGCUGGCCAAGGAGCAGGCGUCGGCCAAGCAGGAGGAGGAGGAGCGCAAGCAGCGGCUCAAGAACCUCGAGGACGCCAAGAAAAUCGUGUUGAAGGAGGACCCGUCGCUGCCCGCCGCCGUGCGCAUCAAGCUCAACAAUAAGAACGUCGAGCUGGGCGACGGUAGCACCAAGAAGGGCACGCGCGUCCGGGUCUACGGCCGCAUCCACGAGCUGCGGGUGCAGAAGACGACCACCUUCAUCACGCUCAAGGACGGCUAUGGCUACCUGUCGUGCAUCCUCCCCGCCGGCGACCUGACCAAGAACUAUGACGCGCUGAUGUUUGCCAUUGAGACGGCGCUGGUGGUGUACGGCGAGAUGCGCAGCGUGCCGCCGGGCGUUAAGGCGCCCGACAACCGCGAGCUGCACGUCGACUACUUCAAGGUGCUGGGCGCGGCGCCGAGCGACCUCGAGGCCAUCACCAACAAGGUGUCGAUGCAGCAGGACCCGUGGGACGCCCAGAUGCUCGACAACCGGCACCUGGUGGUGCGCGGCGACAACGCGUCGGCCCUGCUGAAGCUGCGCCAGUUCGUCGAGCUGGCCUUCAUCGACACCUACCGCGAGAUGGACUUCCGCAAGGUGUCGCCGCCGGCCAUGGUGCAGACGCAGGUCGAGGGCGGCGCCACGCUGUUCAAGUACGACUACUACGGCGAGGAGGCCUUCCUGACGCAGUCGUCGCAGCUGUACCUGGAGACGGUGAUGCCGUCGAUGGGCAACGUGUACUGCAUCGAGAAGUCGUUCCGGGCCGAGAAGAGCCUGACGCGGCGGCACCUGUCCGAGUACACGCACAUCGAGGGCGAGCUCGACUUCAUCGAGUUCGACGACCUGCUGGACCACAUCGAGGAGCUCAUCUCGCGCGUCGUCGACAAGGUGCUGGCCGACGAGGCCGCGGCCGGGUACGUGAAGCUGCUGAACCCGACCUUCCAGAAGCCGACGCGGCCCUUCCUGCGCAUGAAGUACGCCGACGCCAUCGACUGGCUCAACAAGCAGGACCCGCCCAUCCUCAACGAGGAGGGCAAGCCGCACGUGUUCGGCGACGACAUCGCCGAGGCCGCCGAGCGCCGCAUGACCGACAUCAUCAACCGCCCCAUCUUGCUCACGCACUUCCCGGUCGAGAUCAAGGCGUUCUACAUGAAGAAGGACCCCAACGACCCGCGGGUGACCGAGUCGGUCGACGUGCUGAUGCCCGGCGUCGGCGAAAUCGUUGGCGGCUCCAUGCGCAUGGACGACUACGACGAGCUGAUCGAGGCGUACAAGCGCAACGGCAUCCCGCACGAGCCGUACUACUGGUACACCGACCAGCGGAAGUAUGGCUCCUCGCCGCACGGCGGCUACGGCCUCGGCCUCGAGCGCUUCCUCGCCUGGAUGGCCAACCAGCACACCGUCCGCACCUGCAGCUUGUACCCGCGCUUCAUGGGGCGGUGCAAGCCUUGAUUUGGCCUCUCUCUCUCUCUUCCUGAGC